GAAGCGGGACAGGAACGGGACAAGAACCGGGCGGAAGCGGGGCAGGAACGGGACAGGAACCGGGCGGAAGCGAGACAAGAACCGGGCGGAAGCGGGGCAGGAACGGGACAGGAACCGGGCGGAAGCGGGGCCGGAAGCCGCGAGGAAGCGGGAGCAGGAACCGGGCGAACGCGGGGCCGGAGCCGGGCGGAAGUGGGGCAGCGGCGCCUCGGGACGGAGCGGGACCCAUGGAGGAUCCCGGCCCCGAGCCUGACCCCGGCCCGGGCCCGGCCGCCGAGAGCCCGGCGGAGCUGAGCCCCCCGGGGCUGGAAGGGGACACUCACCGCGGUGCCUACACCGCCUUCAUGAAAUCCCAUCGCUGCUACGACCUGAUCCCCACCAGCUCCAAACUGGUCGUCUUCGACACAUCCCUGCAGGUGAAGAAGGCGUUCUUCGCGCUGGUCACCAACGGUGUCCGGGCAGCCCCGCUCUGGGACAGCAAAAAGCAAAGUUUUGUAGGUGAGCGAGGGGUCAGGGGGUCUCUGGGGGUUGAGGGGGGCUGGCAGGACCCUCCUCACCCUGCCUGCCCCCCAGGAAUGCUGACCAUCACCGACUUCAUCAACAUCCUGCACCGCUACUACAAAUCCCCCAUGGUGCAGAUCUAUGAGCUGGAGGAACAUAAAAUAGAGACGUGGAGAGAGGUUUAUCUGCAAGACUCCUUCAAGCCACUGGUCUGCAUUUCCCCCAAUGCCAGCCUGUUUGACGCCGUCUCCUCCCUGAUCCGGAACAAGAUCCAUCGCCUGCCCGUCAUCGACCCCGACUCAGGGAACACGCUCUACAUCCUCACCCACAAACGCAUCCUCAAGUUCCUCAAGCUCUUUAUCGCAGAGGUGCCCAAGCCCGAGUUCAUGUCACGGACGUUGGAGGAGCUGCAGAUUGGCACCUACAGCAACAUCGCCGUGGUUGGCACCAGCACCCCCAUCUACGUGGCCCUGGGCAUCUUCGUGCAGCACCGCGUCUCCGCGCUGCCCGUGGUCGACGACUCGGGGCGCGUGGUGGACAUCUACUCCAAAUUCGACGUUAUUAACCUGGCAGCUGAAAAGACCUACAACAACCUGGACGUGACGGUGACGCGGGCGCUGCAGCACCGCUCCCACUACUUCGAGGGCGUCCUCAAGUGUUACAAGCACGAGACGCUGGAAACCAUCAUCAACCGCCUGGUCGAGGCCGAGGUCCACCGGCUGGUGGUGGUGGAUGAGAGCGAUGUGGUUAAAGGGAUCGUCUCCCUCUCGGACAUCCUGCAAGCCCUGGUCCUCCCACAGGGCCCCUGAGGCAGUGAGGGAGGGGGUUCAGUCCUCCCAAGCCCCCCCCUCACUCUCUUCUCCUGUAACACUGUGCCCCCCCGGGCUGGUGGGGAUACCCCGGGGGAUGCCCCCACUCACCAGCAGCAUCCAGCAAUAAACCCCCAGCCCUGGGGCAGCCCCUGCUGCCCAUCCCUGGGUGGGGGGAGCCCGCAGCCCCCCCAUGCCGUGCCCUGCACCCCAAAGCCGUGAGGGUGAUGGGGGCAACCCUCAAACUCCCUGGGGUGCCGGGCCAGGGUCACCCAUAGCCACGCCAGGGCUGUUCCUGUGUGGCCUCUCGUGUCCCUGUCACCCUGCACCCUCUCCCUGGGUUUGGUGAAACCCACUCAGCUCCACCCGGCCUGGGGACCCCCCCACGCCCCCGGGGGUUUCCCCUGAGGUUCCCCCGGCUGUGCCCGCACCCGCCACCGCUUCGUGUGUGAAGAGAAACCACGAAUAAACACAGACCUGGCACCA
Molecule: messenger RNA, 1796 nt
Organism: Vidua macroura (Pin-tailed whydah)
Lineage: Eukaryota; Metazoa; Chordata; Aves; Passeriformes; Viduidae
Gene: PRKAG1
Product: protein kinase AMP-activated non-catalytic subunit gamma 1
Exons: 11
Coding region: 228-1310 (360 amino acids)
Source: RefSeq, a predicted model, not a curated record